GAGAACUUGAUGUUGAGCAGAGACAGUUUUCAUGAUCGAAAUAUUUCUGUGUUGACAGCGUAUGUGCUGUCAAAAAAUAUUAUUAAUAAACACAAAUCAAGACCCUUACGCUGGUGCAAAUACCUAUUGCAGAACAACUGAGUAUCACCAUGUUCUCCGACCUCAGUACCCAGAAGGACGGAACAUUGAUGGGUCAACCUACCGCAGAGUGUCCAGUGUUUGACCGAAUACAGCCCACCUACUCCAGCUACUCUGAGCGAUUCAAGCUCGGCGAGCGCAGUUUCAGCCGGCAAUACGCACACUUAUACGCAGCACGGCUGAUGCAGAUGAGGGAUAUCCUGACCACCAGAGCCAAGCAGACAUGGGGAGUAAAUGUACCAGUGCGUAGGCUCUGUGACCUUCGCAUGGGAGAGCAGUGUUGCAUUGUGGGCACCCUCUUCAAACACAUGGAGCUGCAGCCUUCGAUCCUGAAAGAGAUCAGCGAGGAGCACAAUCUUCUGCCUCAGCCACCACGCACCAAGUACAUCAGCCAAUCAGACGAGCUCAUCCUGGAAGAUGAGCUGCAGCGAAUCAAACUGGAGGGGAACAUUGACGCGGCCAAGUUUGUCACAGGCACCGUGAUCACCGUGUUCGGCGCGGAGAAGAACGACGGAAAGUUCACGGUGGUGGGCUUCUGCGUGGCGGACCUGCCCCCCCAGGCCCCCCGACAGCCCCCGAGCUCUGACCGGUUCGUGGUGCUGGCCUCGGGGCUGGGCCUGGGGGGCGGCGGGGCGGACAGCCUCCUGGGGCUGCAGCUGCUGGUGGACCUGGUGACGGGGCAGCUGGGAGACCUGGGCGAGCAGAGCGGAGCGUCCCAAAUCUCCCGCGUCCUCCUGGCGGGGAACCUGCUGAGUCAGAGCACUCAGGACAAGGACUGCUUCAGCAAGGCCAAGUACCUGACGAAGAAGACCCAGGCGGGCAGCGUGGAGGCCAUCCGCAUGCUGGACGAGUUGCUGGUGCAGCUGGUGGCCUCAGUGCCAGUGGACGUCAUGCCUGGUCAGUACGACCCCACCAACUACACCCUACCCCAGCAGCCCCUCCAUCGCUGCAUGUUCCCACUCUCCACCGUCUACCCCACCCUCAGGCUGGCCAGCAACCCCUACCAGGCCGAUAUCGAUGGAGUCAGGUUCCUGGGCACGUCCGGUCAGAACAUCAGCGACAUCGUUAAGUACAGCAGCAUGGACGACCACCUGGAGAUCCUGGAGGGCACGCUGCGUCUGUGUCACAUGGCCCCCACCGCGCCCGACACGCUGGGCUGCUACCCGUUCUAUCAGAAAGACCCGUUCAUCCUGGAGGACUGUCCGCACGUCUACUUCAGUGGGAACGCGCCCGCCUUCCAGUCCAAGCGCAUCGCAGGGCCCGACGGACAGGAGGUCCUCCUGGUGGCCGUCCCGGACUUCAGCCGAACACAGUCGGCCUGCCUGGUCAACCUGCGCACCCUGGAGUGUGAGCCCGUUCACUUCUCCUCGUUCUCCACCGAGGAGGAGGACGACAGCGAGAUGAACAUCAGCCACUGAACAUCAGCCGCUGAACGGCACAGACUGCCCCAGCCCCACCACGUCAAGGAGAAGGACAGCGAGACGAACAUCAGCCACUGAACAUCAGCCACUGAACGGCACAGACUGCCCCACGACCCACCCACCCACCCACCCAGCACCACCAUGUCCCCCAGUCCCACCAUGUCAAGGAGAAGGACAGCGAGAUGAACAUCAGCCACUGAACAGCACAGACUGCCCCAGCCCCACCACGUCAAGGAGAAGGACAGCGAGACGAACAUCAGCCACUGAACGGCACAGACUGCCCCACGACCCACCCACCACCACCACGUCCCCCAGUCCCACCACGUCAAGGAGAAGGACAGCGAGAUGAACAUCAGCCACUGAACAGCACAGACUGCCCCACGACCCACCCACCACCACGUCCCCCAGUCCCACCACGUCAAGGAGAAGGACAGCGAGACGAACAUCAGCCACUGAACAGCACAGACUGCCCCAGCCCCACCACGUCAAGGAGAAGGACAGCGAGAUGAACAUCAGCCACUGAACAGCACAGACUGCCCCAGCCCCACCACGUCCCCCGGCCCACAGACUGCCCUUCCACCCACCCAGCACCACCAUGUCACCCAGCCCCAGGCUUCCGUAGCAGGAGAGCCAGAGGACCAUUUCAUUGGUGAACAGGACACACAUGUUAUUGGACAUUAAACAUCAGAGGCUGUGUUUUUAAUGGACUCAGUGACCACCAUGCACGUCUUCACAGUGAAUACUGUGUCAGGUGUCAAUGUUUAUGUCAGUUAUUUGAAUAUACAUCACUGGGUCUCACGAAUGCCCUUUGUUCUCACUUGGAGUGUGUGAGUGUGUGAGUGUGUGAGUGUGUGAGUGUGUGAGUGUGUGAGUGUGUGAGUGUGUGAGUGUGUGAGUGUGUGAGCACUUGAGUCCAGUAUAAUUUAUGGCUCCAACUCAAUCCAAAUAAGCAAACCCAUGUUUAUUAAAUGAAAUAUAAAGUUUCUCUGACAAUUGAUUAAUUGGGAGCAUUUUAGACAUUUUCCCUCCCAUCAAAACCAACUGUUUGCUCUCAACUGACUCUUCUCUCCAAAGACAUUGUCUUUGUUAACAGUGGAAAAACUGUAAAUAAACUCAACUCUUGCA
Molecule: messenger RNA, 2684 nt
Organism: Conger conger (European conger)
Lineage: Eukaryota; Metazoa; Chordata; Actinopteri; Anguilliformes; Congridae
Gene: pold2
Product: polymerase (DNA directed), delta 2, regulatory subunit
Exons: 12
Coding region: 150-1556 (468 amino acids)
Biological process (GO): DNA replication; DNA strand elongation involved in DNA replication
Cellular component (GO): delta DNA polymerase complex
Molecular function (GO): DNA binding
Source: RefSeq, a predicted model, not a curated record